AGGGUUGCUAAGGAUGAUAAACAGAUCUUUUAAUAUGAUAGCUUACUGCUAUCCACCAAUCAGCAUCCAGGACUCGAACUGCUGUUUUUAUAAAUAGAAACCAGACAAAAGCAGUCUGUCAAACAGAAGCCAAGAGAUGCACAAAUCCUACGAGCCGCUGAAACCCGCGACCAACAAAUACCUGCAGCAGAGAUGGGACCAGACGCGCUACGAGGACCACCGCUGCAAGGUGCGAGAGGCCAAACCCGUGGUCAACACCAAGGGCAUCCAAACGCCUGCACAUAUUCAACAGAAACUGAAGAAAAUCCAGGUGCAGGAAGAGAGGAUGUUCAUCAUUGAGAGAGACAAUCAUCUCCUGGCGUCCAAACUGGCUGCGAUCUCUCGCUCCAAAGGCCUCGUGGACCACAGGAACAUUUACCCAGAGUGCAGUCUGAAUGCUGAGAAAAGGAGGGAGAAGCUUCUUCAGGUGACUCACGAAAACCAGGCGAUCUAUCAUCGAAUCACGGCGCAGAAAUCCAACUACAGGAGGGAACUCUGGGAAGAAGACUGGGAAAAAGUGGAGCGAAGGAGAGACGACAUCGCACGCUACCCACGAGGAGUGAGCAACAAACAGAAAUCUACAAAGUGUGUGAAGUUCUCUGGAGGGACAUCUGGACAGAGUCAGCGCUCCUCCAGCGGUGUUGAAGAUGACAGCGGAGAAACCACAGAAGAUCCAACACAACAACACUCACCACAACCAGCCACAUGAACUCAGCAGAGUUACACCAAACACCAGACACCUGUCAAAUAAACUCACCUGGGUUAAACGAA
Cyprinus carpio (common carp) is the source of this 810-nucleotide messenger RNA. RefSeq lists its product as uncharacterized. NCBI's taxonomy places the organism in Eukaryota, Metazoa, Chordata, Actinopteri, Cypriniformes, Cyprinidae. Bases 137 to 748 code for a protein of 203 amino acids. The record is from RefSeq and is a predicted model, not a curated record. The transcript is spliced from 5 exons.